Molecule: messenger RNA, 1761 nt
Organism: Exaiptasia diaphana
Lineage: Eukaryota; Metazoa; Cnidaria; Anthozoa; Actiniaria; Aiptasiidae
Product: uroporphyrinogen-III synthase
Exons: 8
Coding region: 181-978 (265 amino acids)
Biological process (GO): uroporphyrinogen III biosynthetic process
Molecular function (GO): uroporphyrinogen-III synthase activity
Source: RefSeq, a predicted model, not a curated record
UUGAGCAAAGUAGUAAGAGAUUGCCAUUAUAUGAAAGCACGACGAUUUAYACUGUCUAAUGCCAAGAACUCAUGCAAUGCAGUCAAUAAUCUCGCCUUAUUUAAUGGCGAAAUGAAUUAACCACAGGAAUCCCAACUAUCUAGACAUGUUUGUUUCAGUGUUUGUUUAGAAUGUUUCAAGAUGGCGGACGGUCUGGUGGUUUUACUUCGUUCUCCAUCGAGCCCUGAAUAUGAUGAUAAGUACCACAAGAUUUUAUCAACAAAUGGGCUCACUGUAGUUUCUUUACCUGUUUUGUCAUUUGAGUUUCAUAACUUGGACAAGCUAAUAGAGUUAUUAAGCCAGCCUCAUCACCACAGUGGAAUUAUCCUGACCAGCCAGAGAAGUGUUGARGCACUUGAAAUUGCAGUUACUAGCAUUGGUCAGUCAGAAUGGUUGGAUCACCUGAAGAACGAAUGGCAAKAUCUUCAUCUGUUUGYAGUUGGAGAUGCAACAUCUCAGUCAAUGAACGACAAACUUGGAUUGUCAUGCUCAGGRUAUGAGGCUGGAAGUGCAGAAAACCUUGUGCCUUUGAUUGUAAAAGAAAUAAAGAGCAACAAUAAACCACUCUUGUUUCCAUGUGGAAAUCUUACCAAAGAAACUAUUCCACAUAAAAUGACCAAAGCAGRAAUAAAUCUUCAAAGUGUCCAAGUCUAUAGAACAUGUCCACAUCCAGACAUAAAGAAGAGUGUAUUAGAGGUGGUUCAGUCUAAGGGUCAUCCAUCUGUAGUAGUGUUCUUCAGCCCUUCUGGUGUUGAAUAUUCUUUACAAAUACUACAAGAUGUACUAAAAGAUUUUACAAGUGUCAAGCUGGUUGCUAUUGGCAACACUACAAAUAAAGCCAUGAUUGACAAGGGAUUGCCUGUUGCUGGGGUUUCCAAGAAACCCAACCCAGACUUCCUCUGUCAGUGUAUUAAGGAUUGUUUCACAGCCGAGCAAUAGCUCCAAUGUUGUCAUGGUUACACCAUCGAAUAUCAUGCAAAUGUAAUGAAAGGUUUCUAUUUAGAGUAAUAUACAAUUUGCCCAUGUAUUAAGCCCAGAAGACUUAUGGCAAAUUUAAUAUGUUGGCAUUUCUGCUUGUGACUUUCCAUUAUUAGUGAAAUAAGAUUGUUAUAAUUAGUCGGGCUACCCGUAGUCUCUUGUAGAACACGGAAGAAUAUACGUCUGCAAAAUAUAUUUAUAAAAAAACAUAUUCAUAUUCAUAUUCAUAUUCAUAUUCAUAUUCAUAUUCGGUGCAUAUGAGUGCACCAAAGUCUUCACAUGUGAUAUGCGGUGUUUGAGUGGUGCCUACUUUAAUGAAAAUAAGUGCUCUCUUUAAUGAUGSUAAUUUCUACUUUUUUAACUAUAUUUCGAUUUUCGAGUUGUGAAUUUUAGUUGAACUGCGGCUGUUUAUUAAAAGUCGUUCUUAAUCAUUAUCAGUAAAUAGGAAAGGUGCAAAUGCUUAUGGCACACAUUGGAGGAAAAUAUUGUAAUUAGCAAUUAUUCAUUUGUUAGACUUUUAAAGUUAGGAAUUCAAAACAUGUAUUUUUCUACUGUUAUAUAUGCAAUUUAAACACAUACUAUUUCACAUUAUUGUAAAAAUAAUUUUUAAUUUAUUUAAAGAUGAAAAGGCACAUAGAAUAUUCCAAUCUAUCAGAAAAUUUGGUAUGAAAUAUCUUUAUUUCUCACUUUUGGAAAUUACAAUAGUGUUACCUCUAUAUUUUCRAAGUAUUCAAAUAAAAAAAU